UUUUCUCCACAGGGAAUGGCUUCCAACUGGGGUGAAGCACUUGGCUACAGGGGUGAAAAAGGUCAAAAAGGAGAGACCGGUCCACAAGGUCUGACCGGAACACCAGGGAAGGAUGGUCGAGUAGGGUCCGUCUGUGUAGUCGGUCCCAAAGGACACAAGGGUACACCCGGUGUGGUGGGUCCUGAAGGGUUGGCAGGGGAGCCAGGAAAACCUGGACCUCCAGGUCCACCAGGAAUUGGAAAGCCCGGUCCUCCAGGCCCUCCUGGUGACCUUGGUAGCGGAAAAGGAGAAAAGGGAGAUAUGGGACCUAAAGGAAACGAUGGAGUGCAAGGAGAUCCAGGACCAAGAGGCACAGCAGGUUCUAAAGGAGAGAAGGGCGACCCGUGCGAAGUGUGUCCAGUGUCGUCUGCAGACCACAGCAACACUGUGGCUUUACAAGGGAAGCCUGGUCCUAAAGGAGAACCUGGACCCCCAGGGACUGGAGAGAGAGGGCUUCCUACUCUUGCCUCCUGA
Messenger RNA from Nematolebias whitei (Rio pearlfish), 513 nucleotides. Its product is annotated as collagen alpha-1(XVI) chain-like. Bases 16 to 513 code for a protein of 165 amino acids. NCBI's taxonomy places the organism in Eukaryota, Metazoa, Chordata, Actinopteri, Cyprinodontiformes, Rivulidae. The transcript is spliced from 9 exons. The record is from RefSeq and is a predicted model, not a curated record.